Messenger RNA from Erigeron canadensis, 2893 nucleotides. RefSeq names its product ethylene receptor 2-like. The transcript is spliced from 3 exons. Gene Ontology annotation, molecular function: protein binding; phosphorelay sensor kinase activity; ethylene receptor activity. The record is from RefSeq and is a predicted model, not a curated record. Gene Ontology annotation, cellular component: endoplasmic reticulum membrane; endoplasmic reticulum. Lineage: Eukaryota; Viridiplantae; Streptophyta; Magnoliopsida; Asterales; Asteraceae. Gene Ontology annotation, biological process: phosphorelay signal transduction system; response to ethylene. Bases 446 to 2740 code for a protein of 764 amino acids.
AACUCACUCCUAAAUACUCACACACAUAUAUAUAUGUACAUACAAACAUAUAUUUCUUUCUAGUUUCAACCUAUAAAUAAACAAAUAUUCCAAUUCUGCACUAUCGGAAAACCCAUUGCAAAUUCCGGGUUCUGUUUAUUUCUUCAAAAGAUUGGAUCUUGCUCAACUUUCUGAGCUGGGUGUUAUUGUAUAAGUUUGUUUUGUGGAAUUAUAAUAUAUAUAUACAGUAUAUUUUAUGCUGUUCUUAAAAAAGAUCUGAUCUGAAAAGGACAAAAAGAAUCUGGGUUUUAAUGGUGGCCUUUGAAGAUUUGUUCUUGCAAGGUUGUUUGAUAUUAUAAAUCAGUAGCUUUCAUUUCAAGUUUUGGUCUAUUAAGCAAGAAAGAUAUUAAAAGACUUGUUUCCAUAUAAAUAGAUAUAUAUAUAUAUGGAUUGAAGAAUCAAUUCGAUGGAUGCAAUGUCGAAAACAUUAGCAUCUUUCGGGUUGAUUGCAUUGUUGCUAGUGUGUGUCUUUGCUUCUGAUGAUGAUGGGUCGGAUAACGGGUGUAAUUGUGAGGUUGAGGGCUUUUUCGGGUAUAGAAAUAUUAUGGAAGCACAAAGAGUGAGUGAUUUCUUGAUAGCAAUUGCUUAUUUCUCGAUUCCAAUCGAGUUAUUGUGGUUUGUUAGUUGCUCAAAUGUGCCUUUCAAAUGGGUACUCUUUGAGUUCAUUGCUUUCAUAGGAUUUUGUGGAAUGACACAUUUGUUAAACGGUUGGACUUACGAACCACACGCGUUUCAGCUCAUGCUGGCUCUCACCAUUUUUAAGUUCCUUACGGCUUUGGUUUCAUUUGCAACUGCGAUUACUUUGGUCACUCUUAUUCCGUUGCUUUUAAAAGUGAAGGUAAGAGAGUUUAUGUUAAAGAAAAAGACUUGGGAUCUUGGUAGAGAAAUGGGUAUGAUUAGGAAACAGAAAGAAGCAGGGUGGCACGUUCGUAUGCUCACUCAAGAGAUCCGAAAGUCACUUGACCGGCAUACUAUUCUCUACACUACGCUGGAUAAGUUGUCUGAGACAUUGGAUUUGCAGAAUUGUGCGAUUUGGAUGCCUGAUCCUGCUAAAACAGUGAUGAAUCUUACCCAUCAGUUAAAAGGGGGACACUCUUCAACGAGGUAUGAUUUCUCGAUCCCAAUUCAGGAUCCUGAUGUUCAAGAAGUUAAAAAAAGUGAUGGGGUGAAGUUACUUGAUCAAGAAUCACGACUCGCGACUCUAAGCAGUGGAGGAUCCGAUGCACCUGGAGCAGUUGCUGCUAUAAGAAUGCCGAUGCUUAGAGUUUCUGAUUUUAAAGGAGGGACCCCUGAAAUGAUUCAGGCUUGUUACGCGAUUCUUGUGUUGGUUCUUCCUGGUGGAGAAGUUCGGUCUUGGACUAACCCUGAACUCGAGAUAGUCAAGGUUGUGGCUGACCAAGUAGCUGUGGCCCUCUCACAUGCUGCGGUUCUUGAAGAAUCUCAACUCAUGAGAGAUAAAUUAGCUGAACAAAAUCGAGCUUUACAGCAAGCAAAACAGGAUGCCAUGAGGGCUAGUCAAGCUAGGAACUUAUUUCAAACUGUGAUGAGUAAAAGCUUGAGAAAACCUAUGCAUUCGAUCUUGGGCUUGCUUUCAAUUGUACAAGAUGAGAAUCUGAGUGACCGGCAACGUGUUCUAACCAAUUCCAUGGUGAAAACAAGUAAUGUCCUCUCAAUGUUGAUCGAUGAUGUAAUGGAUGAAUCUUCUAAAGAAAGAUUUCCAUUAGAAAUGAGAUCAUUUCGUCUCCAUUCUUUCAUAAAAGAAACAGUUUAUCUUGCAAAGUGUUUGUGUGCUUAUCAAGGCUACGAGUUCACAAUUGAAGUCGAUAAAUCACUACCUGAUAACAUUAUGGGAGACGAGAGAAGGGUUUUUCAGGUCAUCUUGCAUAUGAUUGGGAACCUUUUGAAUCGGGGCCAUGGUGGAGGUGGAGGGUGUUUGAUUUUAAGGAUUUCAACGGAGACUGGAAGUCUUGGGAGGAAUGAACAACGAUGGGCUACAUGGAAAUCAAAUUCUUCUGAUGGUUAUUUGAAUGUAAAGUUUGAGGUCGGGAUUACUGAUAGUACGCCCCAGUUGGAACGUUCUUUUGCCGAUGCCAGAAUUCAAAGUGGUGCAGUCGAGCAAAGUUUGAGCUUCAGUAUGUGCAGAAAGCUUGUGGAGAUGAUGCAAGGUAAGAUCUGGGUAGUCCCAAAUCCCGCAGGAUUUGAUCAAAGUAUGUCGCUUGUUCUUCGGUUUCAACUCCGGCCAUCAAUCGUUACUGGAAUCUUGGAAACCUCGGAAUCCUCAGAGAACAAUCCACCAUCAAACUCUGUCUUCAGAGGCCUUCAAGUCCUGCUAGCCGACGAGGAUGAUGUGAACCGAGCUGUCACACGGAAGCUACUGGAGAAACUCGGCUGCAGUGUGUCAACAGUUGCCACUGGUUCCGAUUGCAUUAUGGCUUUAAAUCAUCCUGUAUUGUCAUACCAGAUGGUCGUUUUGGAUCUUCACAUGCCUGAUCUUGAUGGCUUUGAAAUCGCAUCAAGAAUUCGCAAGACUCGUAGCAGGAACUGGCCUUUGAUCAUAGCCUUGACUGACUUUGCGGAUGAAGAUGUGUGGGACAAAUGCUUACAAAUCGGAAUCAAUGGAGUGAUUCAUAAACCUGUUCUUCUACAAGGGAUCUCAGAUGAACUCAAGAGAGUCUUGAUCCAUGCCAACAAAGUCCAUUGACUUUUAGUCAAAGUCAAAAUGUGUUACUAACAACUCUAACCAAGAAUAGAAAGAUUUUCUUUUUCUUUUCUCAUUUUGUUUACCGUUGCAGGUCUAUUUGAUAUGUAAUAUUUAUAUAUCCUUAUAAAAUUUGUUCAUGCUGAAUUACUUCAA